AUGAAGAUUGCAAGAACGCUCGUCCAACCCAUUCGGGUUUUGACUGCUGCUCCUCUCUCUGGUCUUAAACCCAGUCUGUUCAGGCAGGUCAAGAACCUCAAUCGCAGUCGCUCUCACUUUACACGCGUCAAGCCAAUCGAGCCCUUCUCCGACCGCUGGUUCUCCUCUCCCUCUCGACCUCCAAGAAAGCGUAGUCCUGAACGCUUCGAGAAACAAUACGAGAGGCUCGACCAUCUCGUGCCCCUAGACGCCAACCACUCCAAGUUCCUGAGUGACUUGGCCGAGCCAGGUUUAUUCCUGGAAAAGGACUUCGAUGCUCUUCAGGAGCUCGAAGAAGCACAGCGUCAACUGGCCGCCGAUGGCACAACGGAGAUGGUUGACAACGACGUUGCCAUGACCGACUAUGAAGAGCCGGAGGAUGUAGAGAUGACAGACGUGCUGCAGCCGCCGCGUUGGGUCUAUUGGUGGGCACCAUCCCAGACAUAUCGAUUUCGGAUGCUAACAGCAGCCAGGCAAGGCGAUUGUCCGCCACCAGAGUUCUUCUUACCUUUUCCCCAUCCCUCCGCUAGAGCCGACAUCCUCCAGCAAGCCAGAAAGGCCGAAGUCCUCGUCUCAACAACCGCCUGCGAUCAGGUGGCUCCCGAGCCAUCUGCAACGCCAUCAGACUUCAUACCAGAGCCAGACGCGAAGGAUGAGGUGGCUGAGUACUUCGAGAACCUGGAGUACAAUAUUGCCAAUGGCAUCGUGCCACCGAACAUCGAUGCAGAGGCGAUGUACCCUGCGCAUCCUCCAGCGGCAACGCUGGUAGAUGAACAGGUCGGUGUUGAGCAUGCGCAGUCUGAGGACAAGGUGGUCCCAGACGAAGACGAACGGGAAGCCGAGCCAGCGGCUCCCACAGAGUCGAAACUGGCGGAAUCACCAGCCGAGACGGAGACGGGGCCCUUGCAAGACGUGCCCAACCAAUAUCGUGGCUUCUUAGAAGAGGCAAUGAACUUCUCAGCCGAACAGAUGAAACCACCUCCAGAAUGGUGGAAGAGAAUUGCGGUCAACGACGAGGAUGCAAAGAAGGGAAAUAAGGAGUACGUGGUCCGAAGCUUCACACAAUAUGCAUCCUGGCCGUCCUUCCUUCAGGUACAGCCACAAUUCCACUGUCCUGACCCCAAGAAUCCAGAGGGAGCCUUCAACACGCCAGCGAGCUGCCGACUAAGCCGUAGGCGCGAGAAAGAGGAACGAGAGCGUUUCUCUGAUAUCAGAAAGGACCAUCCCGAGGUUUGGGAGGCAAUCAUCGGCACGAUGUUGCAAGAGGGCGUGAGCAUUGACAACAUGCUCCUUUGCCACGAAGGGAAGGACGAGAAAGGCAACAACAUUGACCUCCGACCACAAGUCCUCGACAAUCAAAAGUGGUGCGUGGACAACUGGCGAUUCGACAAUCUGGCCUGGCACACAAUGCAGGGCGCGCCACUUGCCCCCGACUGCUCUCCUAAUUUUCACAAGGCCCCCAAGAGAGGGGAGCGAUCGUUCCAUGAGACGAUCGCAUAUCUGAAAAGCCACCCCGAAAGCUGCUACCUCUUCCGGAUCCUCGUCUCGGAGUGGCUCGAGUCGGAGUGGAACCAAGCAACUUUCCGGAUGAUUGCACGCAAGGCAGGCUGGUGUCCAGUUGCCGAACACCAACUCCAGCGGGACUUCAUUAAAUGGGUCUUCGCUGACGCCGAUGCAACACCCAUGGAGAUCUUCGGGCCCGUCGAAAAGUGCUUCCCUGAACGAUAUCCGCGGUUCUUUGCUGCGACCAUUGAAGAGGAGGGGAUUGACUAUCUGUGA
Fonsecaea multimorphosa CBS 102226 is the source of this 1818-nucleotide messenger RNA. RefSeq lists its product as uncharacterized. The transcript has a single exon. Bases 1 to 1818 code for a protein of 605 amino acids. NCBI's taxonomy places the organism in Eukaryota, Fungi, Ascomycota, Eurotiomycetes, Chaetothyriales, Herpotrichiellaceae. The record is from RefSeq and is a predicted model, not a curated record.